AUGUCCCAGGCUCUAGCAGGUCCCGAUCUUUGGGAGCAUCUGGAAGCCGUGGUAGACUCCCUCCUCGACAGCCGCAUGGCGAGGCUCGCUCUGUUCGUGUAUCUCCAAGAGAGGAAGAGGGCUAUUGCCUGGUACAAGGUCCCCGCCAAGACCUAUUUCGUAGCCAACAUGCCUAUAGUAUCUUCUAUUGGUGAUUUCCUUACCUCUAUCACUGAGGAAACCAACAAAAUAAAGGAGGCUAUGUAUGAUUUACCGAAAUGCGGCGGAGCGACGCCUGCACUUUUCCGCCAAUUCGAAGAUGCACCGUCAAGGAUUGAGGAUGUUGCUGUGGUGGAGACGGAUGCUGACUCGUGUAAUAUGUCACUAGUUGAAUUAGAUGUUGAAAAUGAUGAUGAUUAG
Perkinsus marinus ATCC 50983 is the source of this 399-nucleotide messenger RNA. RefSeq lists its product as hypothetical. The record is from RefSeq and is a predicted model, not a curated record. NCBI's taxonomy places the organism in Eukaryota, Perkinsozoa, Perkinsida, Perkinsidae. Bases 1 to 399 code for a protein of 132 amino acids. The transcript has 3 exons.